AUGACUGGCCAGAGCGAUUCAAACACGGUCCAUCUGACCGAGAGAGAGGUGGAACGCAUCCGGAGCACCGUCCAGGACAAUCUGGACAAACGCUCCGAGUUGGUCGGCCACCCCAGAGAACCAAGAGAUGCCCAUGGUGCCAUUAGCCAGGCCACUGGCGCGUCUCUCAUGCAGGACAUGGGAAACAUGACUGGUUCCAAGGGCCAAGACACACUGCCUGCCCUGGCUGUUGGCCAGUGUUAUCCGCCAUGCACAUAUUCGCUUGAAGACCUCAAGCCAAUGUCUUUGGCGGAGCUCCGGAUGGAAACACACCAUCAGGGCCGUAAGCUUACUGUUAAGCGUGCAAGCCCGGUCGUUACGCAUGCAGCGCGAUCCUGGACAAUGGUACAAGACGAGGAUGGAAAGGAAACCGAACGCCUGGAGAUCUGUCUCCACAAAACAUUGUUCGGGGAAGAGAUCUUGGAAUCUGGUACCGUUUUCGACAUCAAGGAGCCGUACUUUACCAUGACGGAAGAGGGAGAGGCAACUAUUAGAAUCGACCACCCUUCAGAUCUUGUUGCGAGGGGGAACGAGGUCGUAGAAACUGGCAGCUCUGCCUCGGCUGAGGCCAAUGCGAAAAAGUGCAAAGAUAUGGGCAACCAGGCCCUUAUGCACAAGAAGCUGCCGAAGGCUUGGGAGAGAUACACCGAAGCCCUCAAGUUUGCCAAACAAAAUCUUGAUAACAACCAAGACUUGGCUCGAGACAUUUCGCGCAAUCGCGCUCACGUCAAUCUCUUGCUCAAUCGAUUGGACGAGGCCAUGGCCGAUGCAAAAGCUGCUCUCAUUGGUAGAGAAGACCAAAGAUCGCAAGAACUUGACAGCAAGGCAUAUUUCCGCGCUGGCACUGCGGCCUACAACCUUGGAGAGUACCAGACUGCCAAAGGUUUCUUUGAAAAGCAGCUGGAGCUUGCUCCUGAGGACAAGGGCGCAAAAGCGAACCUUCGAAGGGUAGCAACACGUCUUAAAGAGCAAACCGAGGGAACAUACGACUUGAAGAAAAUCAGGGCGGCUCUUUCCCCUGCUUCACCACGAGCCGAUGCCGCUUCUUUUAUUAAUAGAACCGAGAUCAGGGACAGCGAGGGGCGGGGCCGAGGGCUUUUUGCCGCUCGUGAUAUUCCGGCUGGCGAGAUUGUUCUUCUCGAAAAAGCGUCAUGUGUGGUCUGGGGCAACGAAAGCGAUGCUCUGACAGGAAUGACUUACGACGUACGGGAUAACAGGAUCAGGGUAUCACCAUUGGGUCUGACUAAAGCGAUUGUUCAAAGGCUGUUGAACAACCCUUCUCGAGCGGAAAGGGUGGCAGAUCUUUACGGAGAUUAUCGCGGAAAUGGUGGUGCUAUAGUCACAACCAACGAGGGUCCAGUGGUGGACGUUUUCCGCAUCCAUGACAUUGUUUCUCGCAAUGCCUUUGGGGCAGACGACCAGCAUCUUGGAGGAAGCGCAACAAAGCCGAGUACCGGCCUCUGGGUUCGAGCGGCUUAUAUCAACCAUUCGUGCGUUCCCAACGCAAAGAGAGAGUUUGUCGGGGACCUCAUGGUGGUUCGCGCUCUCCGGAACAUCGCUGCAGGUGAAGAGUUGUUCCACAGCUACGAUGAGUCUGGUGACUACGACGCGAGACAAGAGGCUUUGAUGACCACCUGGGGUUUCAAGUGCGAAUGCCCUCUUUGCGUUGCCGAGAAGAAUGAUGAGCCCGCAACAAGAAAAAAGAGACGGGAGCUAGCGGCCGAGGCGGAUGACUUCGUGAGCAAAACUCACUGGGCUAAUAACAAGCGUCUGGUCAUCUUAAAGGCGCAGCGUCUCGCUCGAGCGAUCGAUGAUACUUAUGCUAGCGAAAAGUACGAUGGACUACCUCACCCAGCCUCGCACCGCAUUCGGGAAUGGCUUUCCAAGGCAAGCAAAUAA
Molecule: messenger RNA, 1938 nt
Organism: Colletotrichum truncatum
Lineage: Eukaryota; Fungi; Ascomycota; Sordariomycetes; Glomerellales; Glomerellaceae
Product: TPR domain-containing protein
Molecular function (GO): protein binding
Source: RefSeq, a predicted model, not a curated record